This is a messenger RNA of Peronospora matthiolae, 1515 nucleotides long. NCBI's taxonomy places the organism in Eukaryota, Oomycota, Peronosporomycetes, Peronosporales, Peronosporaceae. The record is from the annotation of a GenBank genome assembly.
AUGGAGCACCUGCACGCCGAUACCGAGCGGCACCUCGCCACUAGCUUUGCGUCUGCCGCCGGACUGAUGCAGCUCAGCUCGGCGGCAGUGGCAGCACACGCAGCAGCUGCCACUGAUAGUAGUAGUACAAGGAACGCCACCGCUUAUAACGAUAGUAGUACUAGCAGUAGCAGCGUCGCAUCUGCGAUGGCCGAUGCGUCGCUGCCUUCAGGCUGGUAUCGGAUCAUCCACGGCUCGGGUCUGCCCUGCUAUGUGCACGACAGAACGGCCGUGGUCUGCUGGACGAGACCCUACCCUCUGGACGUCGGCGGCAAUGGCGUUCGGUCCCAAUCCGAGCUUCAUCGCCUCGUUCAGCAGCACGUGCCCCCGUUGAGUAUCUUUGCUCCAGCGUCGGAUGUUGCCGCAGAGCGGGGGCGGGCAAUGAGCUUGAUUGAUUCUAUGUCCACUCUGACCCAUUAUGAGCCAAGCAAUUCGAAAAAGCGCAAGCUGCACGCGGCAAUAGCUGAGCAUAAAGGACGGAACGAGCAAGCACCGAUGACUUUGGAGGAGUUCAAGCAGCUAUCGAUCGGUGACCCUCGUGUUCUUCAGGCGUGUAUGGAACUCUCGGUCAAGACGCCGGCACAAGUUCUUCAGGAGUAUAAGAACCGACAUCAUGGGAUGUCGAUUAACUACAAUACGGUGUCACUUGAAGACGAUGGCGUGAAGCUUUUCAAGACGAUCGUGAGUGCUGGUAGCGCGUUUGCAGAGGGUGUUGCAUCAACCAAGAAAAUUUCGAAGCAGUUAGGAGCACAGCAGUUGCUCGCGCUUCUGCAUGAACGCACGGCUCAGAGAUACUAUGAAGUAGCGGAAAUGUACAACAACGCACCGAAAGGCCAGCCUGUGAUCACCGGGUCGUCCAAGUACAGAUCAGUGACCAACAGCGAAGCAAAAAGUGGGUCUAGCAAUGGGGAUCCUCGUUUUCGACGUGGUAACAGUGCGUCAAGUCGGGUUCAAGUGACACGCACACCGCCGUCCAAUCAGGAGUAUGUUACUAGCGAUACCAACCUCAACUAUGAACUCAAUCGACACAGAAUUGCGCCUUCUCAGGGGGGUCUGUAUGGCCAACAGCCUAUGCAGCACGUACCUCACCAAGCUGGUCUAUGGAUUGGUGGAGGUCGGCAACAAGACGCUGGGAUGGAUAACGCUGGCCCUGAACGGGUGGUGGUGUACCGGACUAUUCCAGCAAGGUCUGCUGUAACGUAUGGUGACGGACAAUACUACAACAAUACUCAUGGCAGUGAAUUCGCUUGGGGCAGCGAUUUGAGUGCCGGCCACCCUGCCCAGCCGAAUUUUCCAGGGGGUUACUCUCAGCAAUACGGUGGCGGCUACAGGGAAGCCCAGUCACUGCCCGAAGACAGACCGUACGGUCAAAUUCGCACGCUUGGCCGCUCGAAUGCUUCCAUCGGGCGCGUGGCUGCCAAUUUGGGUAACCGUUGUCAAACUAGUCCGAAUGAGAUGUCGAACAGAGGAGUGUGA